CCCUCCCCCUCGCUGAGCAACAGUUGCUGCAAGUUUCCGAGGACCAGGGACGCUUCCCAAGUUGUGGCAAGAACAAGAACAAGAACAAGAACAAGGAGAAGAGGAAGAAGCCGUUCGGAGCGGUCCCCUUGAGGCAACCAGCUUCUAACCCGGCCCGGCACGGAUGCAACACCAUCUACAGACUCGCUGCAAAUGCAUUCAACCCCACCCACCCCCCAAAAAAAAACUUCGGAUAUGACGCUUCGAUAUAUCACUGGUGCAAGUUACAUGAACUCCGAUGGAACUUAAAAGAGAUAAUUGGAACACAUUUUUUCCUGAAACAUUCAACUGAGGGAUUCCUGUCCACUUUAAUAAUGUGUUGGUAUUAGUAUCGUGCUGUUGCGGGAAUUUAAACAAUGCAAAGGGAAGCUGAUCAAGUGAAACAUCGUUCAAGCACUAAUCCUUCCAUUCGGAUGAGAAAUGUUGACAUUGCCAGAGGAAGAACUGGCUAUGGAUUUACUCUAACUGGGCAAGCUCCGUGUGUGCUGAGCUGCAUUCUCAAAGGAAGCCCAGCACAUUAUGUCGGCCUUAGACCUGGGGAUCGCAUACUCAGUGUGAACGACAUUAAUGUCUCCAAAGCCUCCCAUGAAGAUGUGGUGAAACUGAUAGGACAGUGCACGGGUGUGCUUCGACUUGUUAUUGCCGAUGGUAAUAACCACUGUGACACAGGUUCCAGUGAUGAAGAACUUAACUUCACUGAAGACAAAGUGACAUGGGGGAACAAUAAGCCAAAGUCUAAAGUAUUGGGACUAAAUAGGGCCGAAAAGGUUGUUGCUGAUGUACAGUCAGGUGGGAUUUUUAAAAUGCUAUUUGACAAUACCGGUAGUUCCAGAAAAUAUGUUCGGAACUGUACACAGCAGCAAAGACAAGGCUCUGAAAAAAUCAGUGGGCUUCCCAUCGGUCGUAAAAGUGUAAAAAAUAACCACAAUUCCCUCUCUGAAGAUGAAGUACUAAAGGUGUUACACGAUGACCCUGUCUUUGUCAAUGGCCUGGAAAACCCAGAUGGAUUUGGUCUUGAUGCUAGCAUUUUGAACGUUGGGAUGAUUGUAGGCUAUUUGGGUUCCAUAGAAUUGCCUUCGACAAGCUCCAAUCUGGAAAACGAUAGCUUGCAGGCCAUCCGUGGGUGCAUGCGACGCUUGCGCGCUGAGCAGAAGAUUCAUUCCCUUGUCCUGAUGAAAAUAAUGCACGACUGUGUUAAGCUUUUUAAUGAUAAACACAGUGUAUUGGCUUUGUACCCAGCAGAAAAAUUAGCCUUCAGUGCUGUGUGCCCCGACGACCGCCGAUUCUUUGGACUGGUCACCAUGCAGAUGUUUGACGAUCAUAACCUCGCUGCUGACGGUGAUGGUGGAUUGCGGACUUCGUGCCACGUCUUCAUGGUCGAUCCGGAUCUUUGCCAGCACAAAAUCCAUCAGGGAAUUGCGAGGCGAUUUGGUAUUGAGUGCACGCCAGACCCAGACACCAGCGGCUGCUUGGAGUUCCCUCCAUCCUCUCAACCCGUCCUUCAGUUUGUAUCAGUGUUGUACAAGGACAUCGGGGAGUCGUUUGAAAAUGCACGCGCAAGAGCCUUUCUCGAUGGGGACUCGUCUGAUGGCCAGCAGAACAACAGUAUUAGUAGUAACAGUGAUAGCGGAAUUGGAUGCUACAGCCAGGAGGAAAAGAAUAGCAGAGUGUUGGUUGUCGAUCUAGGAACCAAUUCAAACAAACAUCCUCCCACUGCCGCCAGGGGUAACGUACAAGGCAAAGGACACAUUCAAGGUACUCAGUGGAAUGGUUGUCGUCAGGACAUGGAAAACAAAUUUCUUGCUUCUCGGCUCUCAGAGUUUGCACAGAAUGAAUGUUCUUUGCAUAACGGUAGCAGACAUCUUAAUCACUCCCGGCUGGAUGUACCAGGAACAUCUCCGCGGUCCGUGUUUAAUUCAAGCAAGAAAUCCGAUGUGAACGGGGUGCCAUGUGGAACUCCAAGGUGGCUCCCCGUUCACGUCCACAAGGAUUGGCAGUAUUGCAGCAGUAGUGACCAGGAAUCCUACGCGGAAUCCACAGACGGAUUAUCCAGUGUCAACCUCAGUACACUGAAACAGGACCUUCCUCCUCCAAUGAGCAAGAUUCAGACAGAGAAAUACAGAGUUGGAAGUGGCUUAAGCCAGCCCUUUCGAAAUGCAGCGCAAAAGAAUGAACUGACGAACAAAUUGUUUGGCAUGGAAAAAAUGUUUGGGAUCCAACAAAAUACCAAGAAAAGCAAAGAUAACAAGGGUGCGAGGUUUUCUGCAAUUUCUGUAGGAUUCUUACAAGCUGCCCAACGCUCUUCAAUCCGGAGAUCAUAUGGACGGUCGAAGCGUUUCAGCAUAACUCGGUCUUUGGAUGAUUUGGAAACAGCGGCCGUCUCCGAUGGAGAGUUAAAUGGUGCCGAUCUCAAGAACUACAACAGUGCGAACAGCAUCAACAGCAAUGCCAGCCUUCCCAGUGUCCAAAGCUGCAGAAAGCACGGAGAGCGACAGGUAGCCAGCUGGGCUGUGUCCUUUGAACGGCUUCUCCAUGAUCCAGUUGGCAUCAGAUAUUUCUCCGAAUUUCUGAAGAAAGAAUUUAGUGAAGAAAACAUAUUGUUCUGGCAGAACUGUGAAUACUUCAGCCAGAUCCCUCAGCAGGACAAGAAACAGCUUUUGUAUAGAGCACGGGAGAUCUACACCAAUUUCUUAUCCAACAAGGCAGUGACCCCGGUCAAUAUUGACAGCCAGGCGCAGUUAGCUGAUGAUAUUAUCAACGCACCACAUCCCGAUAUGUUUAAAGAGCAGCAGCUGCAGAUUUUUAGCCUGAUGAAGUUUGACAGCUAUACUCGUUUUCUGAAAUCAACGCUGUACCAAGAAUGUAUGCUGGCAGAAGUGGAGGGUCGUGCCUUGCCUGAUCCCUGUCUGAUACCUUGCAGUCCUGCCUCAAAGCACAGCGCCAGCUCAGACCGGUCCAACCUCUCUACCCCAAACAAGUCCAGCACAAAAUCUAAAUCAACCAGGCUACUAAACAGUGAAUUUGAAGAUGACUAUGGCAAUAAGAAGAAGGCCUUUUUUUCCUGGUCACGAAGAAGUCUGGGACAAACUCAGAAGAGGAAAGGGAAUGGAGAUUCACACGUUGACCUCUCUACAAGUAACGGGCUGUCUCAGUGGCAUCGUGAAUCAUUCGGAUCCAUGUCUUCAUCCACUAGCACAGAGUUAAUGACAGCUGACUGUCCAGGAAAUAACAGACAAGAGCCUGAUUCCACCAAAGUGCCUGCGACAGAGAAAGAAAAGUCUUCAAGACACUGCACUGUGAUUCUUCCAGAUGGUUCCUUGCGCACACUUUCAAUCCAGUCUGGCAUUUCUAUUCGACAAUUGUUGACGGAUCUGUGUGAAAAGCUACAAAUUCAGCUAGCAGCCACAGACCUCUUCCUGGUGGGGGGUGACAAGCCUCUUGUACUUGAUCAAGACUGCUGCACGUUAAAUUCAAGGGAGAUUCGAAUAGAAAUGCGAACACUAUUUCGACUCGAUCUUGUUCCUAUAAAUAGAUCUGUUGGUUUAAAGGCCAAGCCUACCAAACCAGUGGCUGAAGUGCUCCGACCAGUGGUGGCAAAAUAUGGCUUGAAUCUCGGCGAGUUAGUGGCUAGAAUUAACGGGGAAUCUGAAAUUUUAGAUCUUGGAGUUCCUAUCUCCAACCUUGAUGGGCGCCGUGUUGUUCUAGAUAUUGCAGAUCAUGUUAAGGGGAAAGACAGACAGAAGAACACAGGAGAUAAAGUCAGCUCUUCCAAUAAUGGCACACACAAUCAAACUGGAAAGGAAGCUGGAAGACCUCUGGGAAAACCCUCUUCAGUGAAAGUGAGAGGAGAAAAUGGAAAAUCUUCCAAAGAUGCACCGGUUCUGAAGAAAGAAGAACUAAUUCAAAGGGCAAAUAGGAGGAGACAGCAAAAGCUAAACAUGGAUGAGGUGGAAGAGUUUUUUGACCUUCUGUCCAAAGCUCAGAGUAACCGAGUGAAUGAUCAGCGUGGACUUCUGAAGAAAGAAGACCUUAUCCUCCCAGAUUUUCUGCGCCUGAAGCCAAACGUAUCUGAACCUGGUUCCUCCACACCUGUGGGAAGUAAAGUAAAUGGUAGAAAGAGAGAGGAAAGAGCCCAAAAUUUGCACAGGAGCGUAAUGUCUAAUAAGUUAGAUCAUGCAGACUCCAGCACAGCUAACCCGCCUGCACUGAAUUUUAAUGAAAACUCCAACAAUGUGAAAGUCAAGCCAACUCAUCAGCACGAUAACUGUCAUCGACCGGUGUUAGUGCCACCCAGCUUUGUAAAGUCAGAUACUAAGCAAACUAACAAUGCUCCUUUCCAGGCGCCGGUUUCUCCCAUUGCACGUAUCAAUGAACAGAGGUGGGAAAAGCAGCCUGCAGACGAGCAGUCGGAAACCGCACAGCCUUACGAGGAGGAGAAUGCAUUUGAUCUGACUCUGGUGGCAGAAGGUGAUAUCAAUAGCCCAAACAGUACUUUAUUACCACCUCUGCCAACACCACCAUCCUCUGUCAGUAAACUGGAGGUAGCUAACUACCCUCCACCAACUCCAAAUACAGAUGGUCAGGAGAACUCUUCACACUGCAGAUCCACUUCAGAUUCGACAAAGGAAAUGGGAAAGGCAGCGCGGAUGAAGUCUCCUUGCCCUGAGCAGAGUUCCAACACGCAGACGAGUGUAAACACCACUGCUAUGACCGCAAGCACUAACCACUCCCAGCUGGGGCUUCCUGUAAGCAAGAUUAUUGACAUCGAUGGUGUGAGGUCAGGAGAGGCUGGAGUGCUAUCCAAGGGGUCGGACGGGAACCUGAGUUUCGAAGGAUAUAUUUCUGAACUGAAAGGUUGCCAGGGAAGAAUGCGUACAGGGGUUUAUCGGAUGUCGGAACUACCAUCACUGAUCGCAGUAAAGAGUGAAAGGAGUAAGACUCUGGAGGCGCGACACAAGGCCACGUUUGUCUGAAUCCACCACCGAGGUUUUCAUUCAGAAUAAUCACAAUACAUUGCCUUAAAUAAUAUUUGGAUUAAAAUUUAAAAUGAAUUCCAAACAGCUCAAUAAUUAGUGUACAAAACGUAGUCACCUUUUUCCCCCAUAUCUAAUUUAGAAUUAUUAAGCAAAUACCGUACAGUGAGCUCAUGAAAAAUGUACAACUUUGCAAAAUAAAAUCUGUUGAUGUUAGACUUAAGGAAGAAUUAUUAUAUUGAUUCCAAAAUGUAUGAUUGUCAUGGAUAGAAUAGGCAAGUAAAACGUUGACCUUU
Molecule: messenger RNA, 5308 nt
Organism: Amblyraja radiata (thorny skate)
Lineage: Eukaryota; Metazoa; Chordata; Chondrichthyes; Rajiformes; Rajidae
Gene: rgs12b
Product: regulator of G protein signaling 12b
Exons: 18
Coding region: 396-5012 (1538 amino acids)
Biological process (GO): regulation of G protein-coupled receptor signaling pathway; signal transduction
Cellular component (GO): nucleus; plasma membrane; cytoplasm
Molecular function (GO): GTPase activator activity; protein binding
Source: RefSeq, a predicted model, not a curated record